Messenger RNA from Anastrepha ludens (Mexican fruit fly), 2343 nucleotides. RefSeq lists its product as uncharacterized. The transcript is spliced from 3 exons. The coding region runs from base 1 to 2343 and encodes 780 amino acids. The record is from RefSeq and is a predicted model, not a curated record. Lineage: Eukaryota; Metazoa; Arthropoda; Insecta; Diptera; Tephritidae.
AUGAGUCUAAAGCAGAGGAUAACGAAUCUGAAUCAGAGAACAAAGAAUCCGAGGGAUAACGAGUCUAUUGAGUCUAAUGAAUCUGAAUCAGAGAAUAAUGAGUCUAAAGCAGAGGAUAACGAAUCUGAAUCAGAGAACAAAGAAUCCGAGUCAGAGAAAAAUAAGUCUGAAUCAGAGUCUAAUAAAUCUGAAUCAGAGGAUAACGAAUCUAUUGAAUCUAAUGAAUCUGAAUCAGAGAAUAAUGAGUCUAAAGCAGAGGAUAACGAAUCUGAAUCAGAGAACAAAGAAUCCGAGUCAGAGAAUAAUAAGUCUGAAUCAGAGUCUAAUAAAUCUGAAUCAGAGGAUAACGAAUCUAUUGAAUCUGAAUCAGAGAAUAAUGAGUCUAAAGCAGAGGAUAACGAAUCUGAAUCAGAGAACAAAGAAUCCGAGUCAGAGAAUAAUAAGUCUGAAUCAGAGUCUAAUACAUCUGAAUCAGGGGAUAACGAGUCUAUUGAGUCUAAUGAAUCUGAAUCAGAGAAUAAUGAGUCUAAAGCAGAGGAUAACGAAUCUGAAUCAGAGAACAAAGAAUCCGAGUCAGAGAAAAAUAAGUCUGAAUCAGAGUCUAAUAAAUCUGAAUCAGAGGAUAACGAAUCUAUUGAAUCUAAUGAAUCUGAAUCAGAGAAUAAUGAGUCUAAAGCAGAGGAUAACGAAUCUGAAUCAGAGAACAAAGAAUCCGAGUCAGAGAAAAAUAAGUCUGAAUCAGAGUCUAAUAAAUCUGAAUCAGAGGAUAACGAAUCUAUUGAAUCUAAUGAAUCUGAAUCAGAGAAUAAUGAGUCUAAAGCAGAGGAUAACGAAUCUGAAUCAGAGAACAAAGAAUCCGAGUCAGAGAAUAAUAAGUCUGAAUCAGAGUCUAAUGCAUCUGAAUCAGGGGAUAACGAGUCUAUUGAGUCUAAUGAAUCUGAAUCAGAGAAUAAUGAGUCUAAAGCAGAGGAUAACGAAUCUGAAUCAGAGAACAAAGAAUCCGAGUCAGAGAAUAAUAAGUCUGAAUCAGAGUCUAAUGAAUCUGAAUCAGAGGAUAACGAAUCUAUUGAAUCUAAUGAAUCUGAAUCAGAGAAUAAUGAGUCUAAAGCAGAGGAUAACGAAUCUGAAUCAGAGGACAAAGAAUUCGAGUCAGAGAAUAGUAAGUCUGAAUCAGAGUCUAAUGAAUCUGAAUCAGAGGAUAACGAAUCUAUUGAAUCUAAUGAAUCUGAAUCAGAGAAUAAUGAGUCUAAAGCAGAGGAUAACGAAUCUGAAUCAGAGGACAAAGAAUCCGAUUCAGAGAAUAAUAAGUCUGAAUCAGAGUCUAAUGAAGCUGAAUCAGAGGAUAACGAAUCUAUUGAAUCUAAUGAAUCUGAAUCAGAGAAUAAUGAGUCUAAAGCAGAGGAUAACGAAUCUGAAUCAGAGAACAAAGAAUCCGAGUCAGAGAAUAAUAAGUCUGAAUCAGAGUCUAAUGAAUCUGAAUCAGAGAAUAAUGAGUCUAAAGCAGAGGAUAACGAAUCUGAAUCAGAGAAUAAAGAUAACGAAUCUAUUGAAUCUAAUGAAUCUGAAUCAGAGAAUAAUGAGUCUAAAGCAGAGGAUAACGAAUCUGAAUCAGAGAACAAAGAAUCCGAUUCAGAGAAAAAUAAGUCUGAAUCAGAGUCUAAUAAAUCUGAAUCAGAGAAUAAUGAAUCUAUUGAAUCUAAUGAAUCUGAAUCAGAGAAUAAUGAGUCUAAAGCAGAGGAUAACGAAUCUGAAUCAGAGAACAAAGAAUCCGAUUCAGAGAAUAAUAAGUCUGAAUCAGAGUCUAAUGAAUCUGAAUCAGAGGAUAACGAAUCUAUUGAAUCUAAUGAAUCUGAAUCAGAGAAUAAUGAGUCUAAAGCAGAGGAUAACGAAUCUGAAUCAGAGAACAAAGAAUCCGAGUCAGAGAAUAAUAAGUCUGAAUCAGAGUCUAAUAAAUCUGAAUCAGAGAAUAAUGAAUCUAUUGAAUCUAAUGAAUCUGAAUCAGAGAAUAAUGAGUCUAAAGCAGAGGAUAACGAAUCUGAAUCAGAGAACAAAGAAUCCGAUUCAGAGAAUAAUAAGUCUGAAUCAGGGUCUAAUGAAUCUGAAUCAGAGGAUAACGAAUCUAUUGAAUCUAAUGAAUCUGAAUCAGAGAAUAAUGAGUCUAAAGCAGAGGAUAACGAAUCUGAAUCAGAGAACAAAGAAUCCGAGUCAGAGAAUAAUAAGUCUGAAUCAGAGUCUAAUAAAUCUGAAUCAGAGAAUAAUGAAUCUAUUGAAUCUAAUGAAUCUGAAUCAGAGAAUAAUGAGUCUAAAGCAGAAGAUAACGAAUCUGAAUCAGAGAAUAAAUAA